Messenger RNA from Odontomachus brunneus, 1017 nucleotides. RefSeq lists its product as uncharacterized. The record is from RefSeq and is a predicted model, not a curated record. The coding region runs from base 1 to 1017 and encodes 338 amino acids. The transcript has 4 exons. NCBI's taxonomy places the organism in Eukaryota, Metazoa, Arthropoda, Insecta, Hymenoptera, Formicidae.
AUGGGUGAUAAUCUUCCAGUCGAAGAAAUAUUCGACGUAUUAGACGAUGAAGAAAUGAAUGAUAUGGAUGUGCAACUUAUAAAUGGCAACAACGACGAACAGUUUCCCGAAGUGAUGGAAGUGGACAACAAUUUCGAAAGAAUACUCGAUGAAGAGUCAUUCGAUAAAGAACAUAUAUUCGCAGGCGACAGUGAUUAUCAUAGUGACUUUUUAAAUAUAAAUUAUAUCGAACUUCUUCGAUUUCUCCAGAGUGCGAAGAACAUAGUGCUCGGACAUGUACAAAACGCUAUGGAGAGACACGCCAAUCUCAAAAACAUUAAGUUUCCGAUAUCUGUAAAUCAAAUAACAAAAUUCGAACAACAAAACAAUAUAUCAAUCAACGUGUACUGUUUCGAAAAGAAAACGGAAAAGGAAACGAGACAUGUGAUCUUCCCGAUACAUCUCACCAGCUGCAAGAUGGACAAACACAUCAACUUGCUGCACAUUUCGGAUCCUCGAGACCACAACACGGGACAUUUUGCUUGGAUCAAGAACUUAUCCCUGCUCGUGAGCUUGCAGUUGAGCAAUUAUAAAGUCAGAAAAUAUAUUUGCGAUCGAUGUCUGCACUAUUUCCACUCCAACGAGAAGCUAGAGAGUCACACCAUAGACUGCAAAAAAUUAAACGACUGCACCAUUUUGCUACCCAGCGAGGACAAUAAGUGGCUAAGCUUUCGCAAUUACAGCAGGAAGGAGCGAGUUCCAUUUGUGGUAUAUGCCGACCUUGAGUGCAUCUUACAGAAGAUGGUAAGUGAGAAGGAAGAGGAGGGAUGUACAUUGCACGCGUAUCAGCAUCACAAAGUAUUUAGCAUAGCAUAUUACUUGCGUUGUUCAUACAAUAAUUCAUUAUCAUAUUUUCGGAGCCGUCGCGAUACGGAUUGUAUUUCGUGGUUCAUCGAGCAACUCGAAGAGUUAGCGCACCGCGUAAAAGUAAUUUUAUGUACCAAUGCCCCCAUGGAAACUUUGUCGAAGGAACAGUAG